Macrobrachium nipponense is the source of this 20944-nucleotide messenger RNA. It is a transcript of the gene Dora, whose product is annotated as zinc finger SWIM domain-containing protein 8 homolog. Bases 765 to 6533 code for a protein of 1922 amino acids. Lineage: Eukaryota; Metazoa; Arthropoda; Malacostraca; Decapoda; Palaemonidae. Gene Ontology annotation, molecular function: zinc ion binding. The transcript has 27 exons. The record is from RefSeq and is a predicted model, not a curated record. Gene Ontology annotation, cellular component: Cul2-RING ubiquitin ligase complex.
UUAACGUUGUCUCGGGCAAAUUGACGUUUAUCAUAAGUGGAGUGUGAGGUUUCGGUGCCCCUGGCAUUAAAGGGAGUCCUAAGACCCUGAGUUUCAGUGAAGAAUACCAUAGAAAUGGCUCCUGAAUGAAGGAGCUGAUCUUUUGUUUAGGGGGGAAUCAGCUGUGUGAUGACCCGUCGAAGGACUGUGACCUGGUGCCUGUGACCCUGAAGAUUAUUCGUCCUUUCCUCUCAAACACUUUCCCCUACCUGGGGAGCUCCUGAAGGAAGAGGAGUCGUUAACAUUAAGAAACUGGCUGGAGAUUUUCGAGAGGCCUUAGUUUUCGGAAGGGGUUAAUGUUCGAGUUCAGUUUCUCUGAGGGAGUUCCUUAGGAAUUUCGUGAGUUUUUAAGCUCGAAAAUAUGAGUAGUUUUUGUUACAAUAUCUACUCCAGGCGACUGCAGGAUAAAGCGUCUGUUUGGCGGGAGACUGUUAAGAUAAGAGUGUUGUGGCGUAGUGAAUACAGAUUUUUGGCCUAGGGUGUUUUCAUGCACUGUGGCCACCACUAAUAAUUGUCCCCUCUGCUCCUCCUCUUCUUCCUUGUCCUCCUCCUCCUCCUCCUCUUCCUCGGUGUUGUCCCAUUUGUGCACCCUCACUCCUUUGGUGUCAUCGUCUCUUCCGUCCACCCCUUCUUCAUCUACCUCUUCCACUUCUCUCUCCUUCUCUUCACUUUCCUCCCCCUCCACAACCUGGGCCCCUCCACGCUGCACCAUCACAGCCCAACAAAUGUUUGAUUGGGAGGAAGGGGACCGAUUCUCCUUCGAGGACUCGGAGCGUUUCGAAGAAGAUUCAUUAUGUAGCUGGAUAAGUGAACCGGAAAGUUUGGUUAACAAUUGGAGGGGGUGGAAACGUUCAGAGAAAAUUGCCUCGCUCCUCUAUGGCCGGACAAGAGAUCAAGAUGGCAGGGUACAUUCUCUCACUGAGAUGUGCGCCCGCACAGUGGCAGCACAUAUUCCCUUCGAAGUUGUCGAACAGAUGAUGCCUCCUGUCCCAGAGCAGCUUCAGCUUCACAUUGCCUUCUGGAGUUUCCCGGAAAAUGAAGAAGAUAUCCGUUUGUACAGCUGCCUUGCAAAUGGCAAUGCAGAGGAAUUCAUCAGAGGUGAAAACUUAUACAAACAUAAGAGUGUCCACGAUCCCCUUCAGAUAGGAUUCCAUUUGAGUGCAACAGUAGUAGUGUCCACUUCGGGCACAAAAGGACAGUUCAAUGUUGCUGUUACAUUUGACCGUGGAAGAAUUACUACUUGUAAUUGUACCUGUUCUGCAAAUGCAUCAUGGUGUUCACAUGUUGUGGCUGUCUGUCUCCACCGAAUUCAUCAGCCAAGCCAAGUCAAACUUCGUGCCCCAGUCAGUGAGUCUCUGUCACGCCUCCAGAGGGACCAACUACAAAAAUUUGCCCAGUACUUGAUAUCAGAGCUGCCACAGCAGAUCUUGCCAACUGCUCAAAGACUGAUAGAUGAAAUCCUUAAUAACCAAACGUCCGAUAUCAACACGGUGUCUGGUGCACCAGACCCAACUGCUGGUGGUUCAGCUAAUGAGCAGAUGGCAUGGUGGUUAGACGAAAACAAUCUACAUGAGAACAUACACAAGAUCUUAGUCAAGUUUUGCGUACCAUCCCCCAUAGUUUUCAGUGAUGUCAACUACCUGAGUUCCACAGCCCCUCCUGUUGCUGCAGAAUGGGCUUCUUUGCUCAGGCCAUUAAGGGGCCGCGAACCUGAAGGAAUGUGGAAUCUUUUGUCCAUAGUUCGCGAAAUGUUCAGGCGCAAUGACCGUAAUGCCAUACCUCUCCUUGAAAUCAUAACAGAGGAAUGUUUGGCCACAGAAAAGAUUCUGGUGUGGUGGGUGAAUACCAAAGUGGCAUUACAUAUGGGAAGCUCCGGACAUGGUGGGAAGAAUAAUAUGAAUUCCAAUAGCCAUGGCAGCCAGUACGCUUGCUCAUCUCUCUGUGAUGAGAUUGUUAUCCUGUGGCGUUUGGCAGCACUCAACCCAGCUCUGUCCCCAAAGGAACGCGAUCAGCUAAUGGUGCAGUUUAAAGGCUGGCAUUUGAAGAUUCUUGAGAAAGUAGCAAAAAGUAAAGAAGCAGCAAGUGGAGGCACCACUGGGAGUAACAAAAGAGGCACUGAUAGUGAUGUAUUCCCUGGAUUUAAACCGUCUAUAGAAGCUUGUUUUUUAGAUUGGAGUGACUAUCCGCUACCAGGGGUCACAUACUCUCAAACUACUUCACGUUACUAUUGCCCCGUGAUGUGCUUUAGACAUGACUCUCGCCAUGAAUCUCAAGCAGCUCCCAUCUCUGCUCCACACCCCAGAAAUCCCACCUCACAUGCAGGACCAAAACGCUCGGCUGAACGUCGUUUGCUUAUCAGUCCUGGAAACGUGGCUGACCAUGAUAAUUUAGCUGCUAGUGGUGUUUUACCUGGUCCCAGAUACAGUGGCCAUAGAAGUAGUAGUGUUAGUAGUGAAGGAUUUUGUGACAAUGACCUUGGUAGAGAUAGUGAUUCUCCUCCAGACCAGAGGUCCCCUGAGCAAGUGGAUUCUGGUCAAGUUUCCCGUCAGAGCUCAAGAGAAGAGCGGCCCAUGCCAACCCUUGGUCUUGUAGCAGCCCUUGGCCAGUCAAGAGAUGACCGUGACAAGUCUUCCCCCGAUGAAGGCGGUGCUGACUCAGAUUGGUCAGGUAUAGCUGAUCCGCCCAGAAAUCUUAGAAGUCGAGGAGGUAGCCGAGGCCAGCGGCCUAGAGAGCAACGUGGGGUUGAUGAUUCUGAUAUGUAUCUUAAUAAUUCCAAUGCUGUUGGGGACGCAGUUAGUGUAGGGGAGGGUGGUAGUGAUGAAAGAGGAUCCGAGAUAUUUAGUAAUCUGAAGAAAUUGGAAGAUCCUUUAGAAAUCUUAUUUGCUCGUGCUGAGGGACUCCAUGCUCAUGGACAUUUACAAGAGGCCUCAGGACUUGCAGUACAACUAGCGCGCGAAUUGCUAAUGAACCCUCCAAAUCUUAUGGUGGAGUUACCCCCACCACCCAGCAAAGGGAAGCGCAAAAAGGUCAAUCCUGCAUGUCAUCAGCUGACAUGCUUAGCCUCUGCUACCCUGGGAAAAUGUGCCUUUCUCUGCACUGUGUUGGCAGAAAACCCUGAUAAUACCCAUCUAGCAUUCCAGGUAGCCAUGUUUGGUCUGGAAAUGGCUAGGCCACCAGCUUCUACCAAGCCUUUGGAGGUGAAGUUGGCCAACCAAGAAAGUGAUCUGGUGUCUCUUUUGAAACGGUUACCACUCGGCCCCUUAGAAUUAGCUGUAAUAAGAGAUAAGGCUGAGAAAAUCCGCUCUGGACAAUUAAAGACACGAGGAGAGGCUCUCUUACCCCUUAUGCUGGCCUCCUUUCUCUUUGAUGCUCUAGUCAUUGCUGGAAAUAGUAGAAGCUCUAUAGGAGGCCAGAAUUAUCGUCAGCCACAGGAUGAGGCUCUUGGUUUUGAUGCAUCUGUUGCAGCUAUUGGUAUGAAAGCUAAUGUUUCAGAGGCUGAUCAUCCUCUUCUUUGUGAAGCUACUAGAAGACAGAGAGGGGAACUGGCAUUGACCCUCCUCACCCACUACAAGGAUGAUCAAGACCGAUUGGCACGUAUUAUGGACAAGCUUUUAGAUAAAGAAGUGCAUCAGAUGUACAAAGCUCCAUCCUUGCCAACAUAUUAUGUCAACAAUGCUCCUAGUCAGCCAGCUACCAGUAGUAGUAUAGAGACUGCUGAAACUGUUGGGGCCAUGAGAGUAGCAGAUUCUCCAGCAGCUAGUGGAUGUGUAGCAGCUGUUAUGCCAUCAACAUCCUUGGCAGGGAUAUCUCUGAGUGUGCAACCAACUCCUUCAUCUGGUAGCCAAGCUACAUCUCCAUUGCAGCCACAACAGUCUUCAAUACAGUCCCUCCAGAGACAGAAUCUUACAGGAACCAUAGCGUCUGACAUUGAAGGUACUGUAAGUCGCUUGAGCCUGUCUCCUUCACAACCUGUUGGUGGUGCAAGAUCCAAGGGAGGUGCUUCUUCAUCAAGGUUUUUGGAAGGAGAAGAGGGUGAAAGUCCCAGCUGGGAAGAUGACUAUAAGGCAUGGGAGGAGAAGUGUGCGGCUGCAGGCAAAAGCAGAAAAAAGCGAAUGCCAAACCGUUCACACCAGACUACCUCAGCAGUUGUAGAAGGUCUCUACCAUACCCGUGACAACCUUAUAGCUUGGAUAAAAUCAGCAGGACCUGGCUCAGAUUCUGGUUCUUCUGGCAAUUCUUCCGAUAGUGUAGGAUCUUCCUCGAGUGGUGAUAAGAUAUGUAGUCUAGAGACAAAUAAACCAGUUGAGUCUCCUCCUCUUGGCUUCCCCUUAAUUCAACCAGUAUCUCAACCUACUCCUGAAAGUACAACUGCUCAACCAAGACCCCAGCCAGCAUAUGGAAAAGGCGUACGCUUCAAGGGCAAAAGAGCAUAUCCAACAGUACCUAAUCAGCCCUCAGAAGCUAGUGCAUAUUUCAUGUUUGAAUUGGCAAAAACAGUUUUGAACAGAGCUGGUGGUAAUAGCAGUACAUCUUUAUUCACCCAGCCAAGCAGUUCUCAAAACCAUCGUGGUCCUCAUCGGCCACUUCACAUGUGUGCUUUCCAAAUUGGGUUAUAUGCACUUGGCUUGCAUAAUUGUGUUAGCCCAAACUGGCUGUCAAGAACAUAUUCAUCACACGUCUCUUGGAUAACAAGCCAAGCAGUAGAGAUUGGAUCCUCUGCUGUAUCAUUUUUGAUAGAUACAUGGGAAGGUCAUCUAACACCUCAGGAAGCUGCCUCCAUUGCAGAUCGCGCCUCUAGAGGCCGAGAUGCAAAGACAAUACGAUCUGCAGCAAAGUUAGCCUUAUCAUGUUUACCACAUGCACAUGCACUUAAUCCCAAUGAAAUACAGAGGGCAAUAAUUCAGUGUAAAGAGCAGAGUGAUUCCAUGCUUGAAAAUGCUUGCCUAGCAGUUGAAGGAGCAGCUAAAGGAGGUGGAGUGUAUCCUGAAGUUCUCUUUUCUGUUGCACGACGUUGGUAUGAACUUUAUGAAGCCAGAACCCGUCAUCAAGCUCGCCAUCAGGCAAGAAUUGGUGGUAACCAACACACAGCUGAACCUCCAUUUGUUGAUCCAGGUGUAUCACAUGACCUGCCCCUCUUGCCACCUCCACCGUUAAAUCCCCCAACACCACCACAGCAGCAGCAACCCCAGCAGCAGCAGCCACAACAGCAGCAGCAGCCUUCUAUUCCAGCAUUAGAACAACCCGCCCAACCAAGUUUACAUCCUCCUGUCUCUGUUGCUACAAACAGUAACGGGAAUGCAGGCACAUUAACAGGAGUGGCAGGCUACCAAGUGGCUGCAACAGCACCAUCAGUGCCCUAUGGACUACCUGGCAUUCCAUACCCUCUGGGUUACAAUUACAUACAAGGUCUCACAACAAGUGUAUCUUGCAUAAAUCCACAAAUGCCAAUGCAGAUGUAUAUACAGCCACCAGGAGUUCCAUUUAAUGGAACUCCAGGGGUAUCACAACCCCUGCUCCCACCACCACCCCUCCAGUACUACCCUCCUGUCUCUAUACCUUCCACGCUGCAACAGGGUGCCUUGCAAGGAGCUGCAGGUCUUAGUGCAGGUGUAGCAAACAAUGGUCAGAAUUUAGGGCCCCAGUUACCUGCCUUAGCUGCAGGUCCUCCACCCUUGUCGCAGCAACCUCCCCUUCUGCAGGCCAAUACCCCACCUCCACAAGGCUUCUACUCCUUGCCAUAUUCUGCAGCUGUAGGCAGUGGAGGAGUUUCAACAGCUGGCUUUAUUGGCACCCCUCAGCCUGCUGCCCUCUUAUCAUGGGUCAGAGCUCAAGGUCCUCAUAUUGUCCAGCCUUCCCCUCAGUUACCCCCACGGCCUGCCUCACAACCUCAGCAGCAGGUUGGUAGCCUGGUUGGUGGACAGCAGGUGAACAACACAGCUUCUAUGCAUUAUUUGCUGAGCAGUUACCGUGUUGGUAUGUUGGCUCUAGAAACCUUAGCAAGGCGUGUCCAUGAUGAUAGGCCUCAAGCAAAAUAUGCUAGAAAUCCUCCAUAUGGUGAAGAUGUCAAGUGGCUACUUGGGGUAGCUAAGAAACUGGGCCAGCAAUACCUCCAUCAGUUCUGCAUGUGCUCAGUUAACAGUGUGGUUUCUCCAUUUGUUUUGCAAGAUUUAGCUGUGGAGGCAGCUCAGUACUUGGCUCGCCAUUCCCCUGCUCUCUUUCCCCAACAGUUGAGAUCACCAAUCUUGCAGCCACUUGUUCAGAAAUGUCAGCAAAUGUUUUUACAGUGUACCCAUUUGAAAAUGUACUACAUAACUCCAACAGAAUAUGAUGAGUUUAUAUCCAUCAUAUUGGCAGCUCGUUCAGCUUAUCAGAUGACACCAGGUGGUAUGGUACAGUUUAAUGAGCUACUACAGGCUCUUAGAAGAUCAAAGUCUUGCAAGAAAGAACUGUGGACAAGAAUCACAAAUGCUCUACAGCAGUCUCCAGCUGUAUGACCUCAGUCCUCUUUAGGUGACAGCCGUGCAGGAGCAGUGGCAACAAGGCGCAUCACUCUUGCUCCCAUCUAGGUUUGACAGCAUUUUGGUAGUCAUGGUUUUAUUACAAUUGCCCAGCUUCCGUUAGGAAAAGGACCUUAUUACAUCAUAGACUGAAAUCUUCUGUAACAUCAUUGUUACGUUUGGUCUGUCCUCGUUCCAAUCCCCCAUAGGCAAGGUAGUAGUAUUAUAACUGUGGUAUAUGUCAUGAUUGCACAUCUUUCUUGCAAGUGAAGUUGUAAAUAAAUUAUUCAUAAAUACUGUGAUGCUCCAGUGCAUUGUGGUGGAUGUCAGUGAAUUCAUAUGUAUGCAUUUUGUAAAUAAGGAAUUUUUUUAACUGUAACAGAGGAUAAUUUGAUACUUGAAAUUCAUAUCAGAAUGCAUCUAACCCUUGGGAUGAUUUUUUUUAAAUUAAUUUUUUUUCUUCACGCAUCAUCUUACUGCCCUGAAAAAAUGAAGGAAAAUUAUAAGGUGUAAAAGACUUCCUAUUGAUGUUGAAUCCACAUUUUAACCUGCUGGAGCACUUUAAGAAUUGAAAAAGGAUAAAGUUAUUCUAUUGUGCAGAGAUUGCAGGUCCCUUUGACCCCAGAAUCACUAGAUCGUCCAUGUGUAACCAUAAGCCAGUGAUGAAAUAAUAAUCAUUUGUAAGUUUAAAAAAAUAGUGUCUGUCACACCAGAGUUGGAGAAAUGACAGUUGUGUACUAUAGUGUCUUAAAACCGCUUCCUUGAUAUAUGUAUGGAAGGUAACAUUAAAGUCAUGGGUUUAGAAUUAGUCUGUAAGAAGGGAUGAAUGUGUGGAUUCUAAGAAAACAGAUAAGGCAGUCUUUAAAAUCUGCUCAAUGAAUUGCUCUUUAUAUUUGUUUUGGGGGAAGGGAAUGGAAGGGCAAUAUUUUUAAAACAUGAUCAGGGUGAAUAUGUAUAUGUUUUAUUUAUAUAUAUCUUAAAUAUAUAUAAGCACCUUGGAGCGAUACAAAAAUUACUCAGUGGAAUUCCUUGUUCUUGUCCAGAUAAAUGUCAUUAGGUAAUUAGUGUAAAGUCUUUACCAUAUAGGGAUUUUGCAUUCUUCUUGUGGUUCAACUGGAAUUAUAAUUUUUUGACAGAAGAGUGUAGGGAUAUAGCAAAUAUUUCUGUAUUGUCAAAUCUUUUUUGAGCUUGGAAAGAUAUUAGUUUGUAAAACUAUUAUUUGCUUUUAAAGAUUUUAGGCAUGACAUUAAAAUGUCACAUUUGUCUUUGUAAAUACAUUAACUUUGUGUGUGUGUGUCUUCGUCCACUUUUAAUGCCAGCCAGUCAGGGGACAAGUAAUCCUGAUCUCAUUAGAUUGAUAAAGUCAACCCAGCUUGUUUGUUUUGUGUGUUGGAACCGUUUGAUCUUAGUGUGUAGUAGAGUAACGGGUCAUUAUUUCUCUUUGCACGGAGGUGUGUUUAGUUAAACACCUCUGUAAAAAUCUUUUUCUUAUUUAUUUUAAUUUAUUUAUUUAAAUUAUUGUAACAUUACAUUAAAGUGAAGGAAUACGUACUGAGAGGAGCUGUUGGUAGUAGUACAUAUGUGAAAAAGGAGAGAAAGCUGUUUUUAUUGUGAAUACAUACAUUAUAUAGAGCUUAUCUAUAGUGUUCUUCAAGUGGUGUAUAAGUAGUUAUCAAGUAUAGAAGUGGAAUUCUUUUCUUAUUCUAACAAAAUGCAACUUUAUUUAGGAAAACCAAAAGAAAAUAUUGAUCUACAAAACAGUGAAUGUUUUGAAUGUUUUUUCACAAAAAGCAGUAAGCACACACAGAGUAGCUUGCGAUUUGAUGUACUUUUUUCAAGUAAGCAAACUAAUUGUUUCCCCUUCUUGUACCCACUUCCCUUUUUCAUGUGUCAACAUUUUAAAAGUAGGUCAGAAAAGUUUUGUCAUGAUCUCAUUUGAUGUUUUUGAAGUGACUAAGCAUACAACACCCUAGUUGGCCAUUGGGAAGUCUGGAUAUUGUUUUCUUUUAAUUUUUUCUUAGCUUUCCUAUGAAAACCAAGAAGGCUGUGUUUUGGGUUUGUAUAAAAACUAAUUUUGUUGUAAAAACAGUAUUACUGAUUGCAGAUUACUCUCAUUUUAAAGCUGUUCCUUGGUUUGAAUACAAUGUUCACAUAGAUUUUAACUCAUCUGUUCAAGAGUGAAUGAUAUGAUAGUGUUAGUGGGUUUGAAUAAGUUUGAUAAAAUGUGAUCUUGAGAAGAAAAUUUCAUUCUUGCAGUCAGGUUAAGAUUUCAUUAAAGACAAAAAUAAAAAUUAAGUCUACCCCUACACUAUAUUAAAUGAUUGCAUUUGGGAUACCUGUGCAAAACAUUGGCAAUAUACUUGUGUAACCAAAAAGCCUUCAGUUAAUUAAUUCAAUGUUUUACAUACAAGUCACCCACCAAAACAUGCUGUUAAUUGAUUCAGUAGUCCACAUAAUUUGUCUAAAUGCAUAGGGCUAAAAUUAAUUUGGUAUUACUAAUGUAUGUCAAUCAGAAAGCCUGCAGUCUGCCAGUACUUAUUGCAUAAAUCUGUUGAAGGUAUAAAUUACUUGAAAAAAAAAAUGUUUAUUGGGUAUAGUUUAUAAAAGUUCAGAUCUGCAUCAUUUUAGGUGAUGAUUAUUAUUGCUAAAUUCUGUGGGAUUAAGGAGAGCAGAUAUAGCCAUAGCCAUUGUGAAAUGACUAGUCCUUUCAUAAGUGACCUGGUAUUGGUGUAAACAUGAAAAAUUAUGCACUACUAGAACAUUGUAGUUUAUUAAUUGCAAAGUUUUAAAAAAUCAUGGACUUGAUUUUUAAUGUAGAUAUGCAUUCUACAUAGAAUUUAAUAUCAUUGUUACACUGCCGUUUUUGUCAGAAAGUAUAGUAUAUUAAAAAAAAAUUUAAGACAGUUUGGCCCUACUGAUUAGAUGAUUUAACGUAAUGAUAUGGAGAAUUGAACAUAGUGGCAGUGUCUAUAGCUGUUUAAGAUUACUAUAUGGAAUCUCUUCCUUUGUUAUUUCUGAAACUUUUCAAAGUGCGAUUUCCUAGUACAGGAAAGUUAACUUAUCAAAUAGUAUUGAAAUGUUUCUAAUACUGAUAAAUUUUGGAUGUUACUUAGCUACAGUUAGGAAUGCUUUUUUCACCUUUCUUUUGCUGUCCUUUGUCUGUUUCAGAUAUGGACAUGAUUAGAGUUGUUGCAAUUUGUUUCUCAUCUAUGAUUACCUAGUUCAGUGACUCUUCCUUUCCACUGCCCAGCUUUAGAAUUUUUCCAUAUUUUGCCUUCAGUUUAUAUAAUGACUUGCCGUUCAGUAGUUAGGUGGAGCCACAUUUUUUAUUUUUUUUUUUUUUUCCCAUUUAGGACCUAAGUUUCAUAGGGCAUUUAAGCAGUGGAACUUCUCCUAUGGUGUCAGAUUAAAUAGAACAGCUAAUCCAGGGAACACUUUUAAUAGUUUAAUUCAACGGCAUUAAAGAAGCACUAUACAAAGCAUUUGUAGUCCUGAAGUUUAAUAGGUUUUCAACAUCAUCACUGAUGAGAACCGUAAUGCCUUUAUUUUAUUAUUGUGCAAGCUGCUUUGCUUAUGAAUUAGAAAUAUAUAAAAAGCUACAAAGUGUAUCAAUAUGGUCGAGAGACUUAAGAAUCUUAUAAGGUAAUUGAGGUUUACUCGAUUGAGAAGCUUUGGAAUGGUUUGCUCAAAUUAGAAUUUUACUGUAUAACUAAGUAACACAGAUUUUCUUGGCUAGGUUUUCAUAAUCCCAGUACAAUCCUGGGAGGAAUUUAAAGCAUCAAAAAUAAGGAGGCAACAGAGCCAAUGAAAGCAUGUAGGAACUUCAGGGUCAGACUUCAGAUUAAGAGAUAUGUAAUAGAGAUAUUAUUGAUGCAGUGUUACAUUUGCUAAUAGUUGUCUUGGUUUGUGUAUUAACUUUACUCCAGAUGAUAAGGGCAUAGGGUUGCUGUUGACAAUGGAGAUUUUGGUAUUAAUUUUGUCAACAUUUUGUGAAAUAUAAAAAAAAAUCUGUGAAAAAAAUUUACAGAAUUUCUUUAAAGAAAAACAACCCAUUUAUUCUCUUAACUGAAAUAUGCACUGUAAAUACUGGAUACUGAUACUAAUCAUAUUUUCAAUGCAUGAGUGUACUGUGGUAUCUUCAGUAUACCAGUGAGUAAUUGGUGUGUAUACAGCUGACAGUGUUAUUAGUGUGUGGUUCAAAUUUUGGUUUGGGACUUGUAUUUUGAUUUUUUAUGUAUUUAUUUAUUUUUUUAGAGUUCCUGGGGAGUGCACUUUAAGGACUUAUGCGGUAUCUAAUUACAAUCCGGGUUAAAGUGCUCCUUGUGAAGAUAAUAAAGUAUACUUUAAUCCAAAAGGAAUAUUGUGAAAUGCACAUUGUAUCUUUUUGUAUGACAUUAAAAUUUCCAUCAAAAUAAUGCUACAGUUAAAUUAUUAAUGAUAUUUGACAAGAUUAUUCAUAAGUUUUCUCAACUAGUUAUGCUUUAAAUUGCCAGUUCACAGACCUGACUGCAGAUCAUUAAAAUUGUUGAUAUCUUUAUCACCACUUGAUUGAAAUAAAUAUGCAACUUCUCCAUACAGUACAUAAGUAAUUUUUGAAGUUGUUUUCUCAAAAGUCUUACUCGACAUUUGUUUUGAAAGAUUAGUAAAGCAAUCAGUUGGAAAACCCUCAAGUAGUUUAGUUUUACUGUUAUGUACUUAUGGCCCAAGAUUAGCUUGACUUGACUAUAUUUCAUGGAAUGAAUGCUAAGAACACAGUUUGAUGUGUAGCAACUAUUUAAAUGAUGCCUUAUAUAGAAUUGUCUUCAGAUGUUUGCAAGUUCAGGACAUAGGCAAAAUGUUGCUUUAUUAUAAUUUUUUUUUAACUUCCAUUUCAUACCAAAUCAGUUGUAAUAGUCUUUCCUACCGUUUCCUAUGUAAAUAUAAACAAAAACAUUGACUUUCACUCUAACAGUAUGCCAAAGCAGGAAUUUUUUAAAUAUCUGAAAGGUAGUGAUUCAUGAAAACUUUAUUUUUUAUUUUUUUGGAGCUUCAGUAUUUUUUUUUUUUAGCUUGAGUAGAUUAGGUAUUUUGGGAUACAUUUUUAGAGUUUACAGAUUUUAGAAUAAAGAAUUUUUGUAAUUUACAAAUAGCAAAUGCUGUUUAAAUUGAAAUUAGGAGGUAGGUAGAGAUACAGGGACUACUGUGGUUGAAAAUAAAUUUCAGAUGAAAAGUAUCUUAAUAAUUGUGAUUUAUGGGGAAAACGAAGCAAUACACUGCAAACAUUAUUGCUGACCAAAUUGCAGGAACUUCUCUGAUGAAAUGAAUGACAUUGCCCCUGAAGACCAUAAAUAGUGUCGUACCUUUAAUUAGUGUUAUUUUUAAAUUUUUUAUUUAUUUUUUUUUAUUAUUUUUGAGGUAAGAGGUUUCAAGUCACUUCAUCUAAACAGUUUAUGCCCCAUAAUGAAAAAAAAUUAUAGAUUGAAUACAGUGUAAGUCAGCAUCAUUAUAGUAUUUAUUACUUGAAGUAGCAUCAGUUAAUUCUACUGUUAUAUGCUGUAUAAUUUAUCUGAUUAUAGUGACAGCUCCCAUUUUAGGUGUUUAAAAUUAUUCUAGCAAAUUUGCAGGUUUUUCAUUAUUAUUAUAGUACUAUAGUAUUUAAGCUAAAACGGAUGGAAAACUGAAUUAAGUUUUUAGCAUUUUGGAAACUCCAUCGGAUUGAAUUAGGACUGUAUAGUUGCUCAAAAUAUUUCUCUAGUAUUUUGCAUACCUGUAUCUUUUUCCUAACUUUGGGUGCUGUUUUGAUAAAGAGAAUUAAGGCAUAGAGGAGAAUUUGUAUUUGUAGGCUAGAAUGAAAUUUUCAACAAUUAAGCCACAAGUUGAAAUAUCUUGUUCAUCAUUUCUCAUAUUACAGUUUCCAGUCUUUUCCUUUCUGUAGACAUCAUAGAAGCUUAUUCAUGUUGAGUUUUAAACCAUUCUGCCUACAUGUUUAAACUCAGGUGUAAUACUUUAGAUAUUUGAUAUCCAUUUCUCCUAUUCUACUGCCUUUUUUAUAUUGUACUCUAAGAUUUACUAAGCAACAUCCUGCUGAGUCUGUCCAGUGAGCUUGCAACAUUAAUAAUCUAUAAGGGUUAGUGUACUGAUUUUCAUUCUAGUAGUUUCUUUUGUUAAAAAGGAAUUCCACACAAUGCACCACUUACACAGCAUGAAAGAUUAGUGUAUAGUUGCUGUCACUUGUAUUUUCUGAGGAAAACUUAAAAUUUAUUUUUCUUACGAAGUUGCAUAUGCACUGCAAUAGGCAGGUUUCUAGUUCAAGAGAAAUUGUCCAUGGCAAUUUGACAUGCCAUAGGCUGAAGCAUGCACUAAUCUUUCUGCAACCUUUUGUUGUCCCCUUUCUGGCUUGUUGCUCUGUCUCUUGUAGUGUUUCCUAUGAUUAAUAUCUAAGAUUUUCUGCAUUUAAUACAUAGGAUUGGAUUAGAUGUCUUGUUUAACCUUUUCAGAUAGAAAUAAUAUGAAAAAAUAUUAUUUUUUCUAAACGAACGAUAGAAUACACGCGUUGUUAAGAGACACAUUUUAUAAAUGUGAAAUUAAUAUUGAAAUAAACAGACACCAUGAAUGGUUUUUGCAACAUUCAGGUAUUUUUUAAUGUGAUAAUAUAUUAUUAAGAGUUCCACAUAGUGAGAUUUUGAUGUGUCACAGAUUUGAAGUAAAUACAUUAGCUUUUUUCUUGAAUGAAAAUAUGUUUAGAUAAUAAGAGGAAUAAUUAGCUUCUUUCCAGCAGCACAACCAGUAGCGGCGAGCAACAUCUGAAAUGCUUGCACGCGUCUCAUUUUUAGAUGGUCAUUAAGGGCCUUUCAUAUCACCUUAGCCCUUAUUUAUUUCACAUUUAUGGUGUUCUGCAGUAAUAGAUGAUACAGUAUGCAUAGUUAGUUGUUCAUCUUAAGAUUUUUAAAUGACCCUCGAUGCUAUUAGGAUGUGCAGUUAGAAAGUAAUUUCAAGGUAGUAGUAGUGAUUGUUUAGACUAGUUAGAGAGAUGAUAAUUAAGCAGGAAAUAUUAAAAGUACAAGAAUAAGGGAGAGAAUCCAGAGUUAAAAAAAAAAUAAAUAAAAAAUCAAGCAUAUAUAUACAUUGUGUAUAAUAAGCAAACUGAGGUUUAGACACAAGCGAUUAUUGUUAGACUAUUGAUGUUAUAGUCAUACAGAUAUUUUAUCUUUUGUACUGUGCAUUCAAGAAAUUAAGAGGUUGUCUCCCUUUCAGUACUUUGCAUCAUUGCAUUUGCAGUCUAGAUGUAUGUUGCCUUUUGUAUUUUGUGACCAAAUUACCAAAGUGGCAAUUGGUUGGACUAGUAUGAGAAAGGAAAUAUUGGUAACUUGUAAAAUUAGAUUUUUCAUGCAACAAUUUUUUCCCCCUUCACCAAUCUCCUCUCUGCCAAGUUUUCAUUUGGUUUGGCUCUCACUUUACCCUUACAUCCAGAAGAUUUUUUAAACAUCAGUGGUAUUAAUGUACAUGGCUCUCUUAGUUUUUACUGUUUUUGUAGCUUGUCUUGCACUAUAAAGUAUUCCAACAGGAAAUGACCAGAAUGUUUAAUACAUGUACUAGAUAUUGUUUCUCAAUGAAAUAUUUUUUCAGAUGUUUUGUCAGACUUAAUUUCAGGUUCAUAUAAUUAUUAAGUGGUUUAAAUUUUCCAGUAUUUAAUAUUUGGGUGUCUCCAUACCUUUCACACAUCAUGUUAAAAGUUUAAUAAACUUUCUGGUCUGGAUAAAUCCCAUUAUAAUAGCAGCAAUUUAGGCAUAGAUGUUUUUCCCCCAAUUCACUUAAUAUUUUGGACAAAAAAUGUUUUUAUUUUACCCCUUUGAGUUUGUCUCUGUUGAUUAUUUUUACUGUUGUUUAAAUUCUCUCCUGUGGUUAGAAGUGUUAAAAGAUAUUCCUAAAAAGUACAAGGUGCCCUGUGUGUCAGUUUUGCUUCAAUAGAGAUCAUUAAAUUAAUAAGAGUUGCCUAGUUUUUUCUGUAAUUUACAAGAUAUUGAAAAGGAUAAGGUUGCUAAAAUUAUAUCAUCAUGAGAAGCUACAGAAAGUUUUAGGUUACAAAUUAUUAAGGCACAUAAAAUUUGCGUUAAUGAAUACUCAAGUCCGUUACAGUAUGAGUAUAUCUAGAUAUGGAGACUGUACCUGCUUAACUAUUGUAACUCUUGUUUUUCCCCCAUGACUCCAUUUUGCACAUCCAGUGUAGUUUUCUGGUUUUUUGCUUCCUGGUUCUGGAAAAAAUAAGUCCAGCUGCAGAUUAAUUCUCCUUCCUACAUCUCAAUAAUAAUCCUUAAGGCAACAGUAUCUUCUUCCGCUCAAUGGCCUGUCACAUUUACUCAGAAUCUGUAUUUAAAAAAAAAAAAAAAAAAAAAAAAGUUUGCACUUUGUUUGGCUCACCUUUUGUGUCACAUUCAUUUAAUUGAAUGUAUACUGUUCCUGUCUUCCUAUUUGUACCUAAAUUUUUCAGUUUUAUUGUUACACCUUUACCCUGUAUAUUUUAUAUACUGAGAUUAUCUUGGGCCUCCUAGUUUUUAUCAAACUUAAUACUGUACUUAUUUCCUUUAUUUUAGUACCGUUCCUGUUCUUAGCUUUAUAUUAUACUGAUAAUCAGUAUGUUAAGUCUAUUGUGAAUUCCUGAUUUUACCUUUUACCUUCUAAAUGCUUCCUGCAGUGUUUGGUAGAUUAGAGGGCUGUGUCACCAUUUUUGAAAUCCAAUAUUGUCAGUCUCUGACGAUCUUCGAGCAUAGCAAGGUUAUUAGAGGUCUAAAAUUCUGUAUUAUGCAGCCUGUCUUAUUUCUUGAUGCUAAUCUAGUUGCAUUUUAUUGGUGACCAGAUUAUAGCUGAAAAUAGAAGAGGACAAUUUUCAAAAUAAGAUAUGAAGAUUUGAAAAAUUGUAAUAAUUUUUUGUUCUAAUAGUUUAGCACUUAUAGAACAGUGAAGUAGUAUCCCAUUAUGUUGUUUAUGGCUCCUGAGUCUUCAUUUUUCUUGCACCUCUGUCUUUGAAAAAGAAAAUCAGUUUUAGAGUAAAUAUGACAGGUAUUAAUAUUAUUAAUAUAAGGAAAUUGCUCAUUAUAAAAGUCAUAAGUUUAAAACUUUCAUAAAUGCAAUUUAGCAGCUCUAGCUUUGACCUGUCAAAUUAGAAAUAAAAAAAAGAGGGAUAAUGGCAAAUCCUAAUAGACCUUACUUAGCAGUUGCAGGAUGUUGAUUUUGGUCCUGCACAGAAAACUUAAUUUUCCAAUGCAUAACAUGAAUGUUGAUUUCAACAAUAUGGUUAAAAGAUAUUUUUCCAACUCCUGCGGGGUUUGCUUUCUUUAUAAAGGCCAAUGAACAAUUUCCAUCUUUUUAGUGCCAUGUAAAGUUGUGGGUGUUGCAGGCCACUUUUCUUGCCAAUUCUUGAAGGAAAAAUCAUUGCUGUUUAAUAUUAGUAUACAAUUUUCUUCUCUCCAACAAAUUGAAAUUUUAAUAGAUACUGAAUAAGAAACUACUUCAUUUGCAGUGGCAAUGAAUAAUAUAUGUUGCAUUCACAUUAGGAGUUACACUAGCUCUUUGUCUUUUGUACAGUAGUAAGAGUUACAGGUGGAUAGGCUGUUCUGCAAUAUUAACAUAACAAGGGAGAAUAUUUGUACAGUAUUAGCAGCUAUACAGGGACAACACAGAUUAAGUUUUAACAUAUAAUGUAUAGUAUAUAUGUAAGAAAACAUGGAGUGUGGUCAGCUGAAUACAGGAAAAAUAUUUAGAAUUGUGCUGACUGCUUGACUACACUUCACUUGUGGACAUGAUUUCAUAACACCACUGGAUGAAAUCAAUUUAGUUGAUGUGUAAUUUUGGAAAGGUAACAUUAUAUUGUUAUGAUCACUAAACAACUUGUCAUUGGGCACACAUGGCUUAAAUUCUAUAAUUUCCAUGUAGACAAAAAUGCAAAAAUAUAAAGAAGUUGAGAUCAGAUUGUUUUGCAUUCGUAGUUUUUCUAUUGUUGCCACAUUAGGGAAAUUCUGCUGAAGUCAGUGUUUAUCAUGUCAUAUCUUGAAGGUGAAUUCCUCAUAAAAGUAAUGGGUGUUCUCACCAGAGAAUGUUUGUAGUACAAAUUGGGAUAAUAUUUGCAAAUCCCUUUUCAUUCUUUGGAGCUUGACAGGGCGAAUACUUGAUACAUUUAGCUUGGAAUUUAGAUACAGUAUAAUGUUUUUGUUUUCUACCAAGACACCAAGUAUUUUGCUAUUAAUCAGAUAAAUGUUGGAACUGCUUAUCUCAUUCACAACUGCAGAAUAAGUUCUGUGAAAUUGCAGGUUCCAUAUGUUGUUUAAUUUAUCAUUGCAAUAGUAACUUUAGCAAAUAUUUUGUGAGGAAUCCACUUUUUCACUUGGCAAAUGAAGAGGUUGACACUUUGAGAAGUAAGCCAUUAAUUUUGAGGUGCUACAGUAGUGUAAACGUCAGGCAUUGUACUGAAUAUGUUGGCUUCUAUUUAAAAAAUAAAUAAAUAAAAUAAAAACAUUUUGGUUUCUUGGAUUUCAACUAUAUCUGUGGUUUAUAUUUGAUCAUGUUUGUAAACCGAGUCCUUGUUUUUUAAUUUUUUGUCAUUGCCCCCUUGUGCAAAGCUUCCUGACUAUCAGUGUAUUAGUUGCUGGAUAUGUUGAAGAAAAACUAAUGUGAAAUUAUGAACGGUAGUCCUAUCUUAACUAUGGAAGACAUUCCAGUUCAGUGGUUUUCUUUUUUUUUUUUUUUAACACAAACGUCAUGUGAUUCCUUAUAAGGAGGACAGCAACCAGUUUUAUUCCAAAUGGUUUUUGUAUCUAGGUUUAAGCUUCCACGGGUGUUUCAGCAAUCAAUAUUGCUUUUCAUGGAAUGGAAUGGUGUUGUUUGGGUUCUCAUACAGUGCUUACAUUUUUAUUUUGUCUUUUUCCCCAUGUACUUGGAAUACUGCAUCAUUAGAAUUUCACUUUUAUGGGUUUUUGCUGUAAUGUGCUAGUAAAGUUUUUACUGUAGACGCCAGAUAUUCACAGUUUUGCAAAAAUGCACUUAAAUUGUAUUUUUGACAGGAAAUGACGAGCUGUGAGCAUAAUGUAUUUUAUUUUAUACAUCUUUGCAUAAUGAAAACUACAAGCAUAUUAAACAAUAAUGCUUCCAUUCUGUGCACUAUAAAUUUAGUUACAUGAUACGUUUCAUCCUGUUCAUGAGUUUUCACUUAGGAGCUGUAACAAAUUUAUCCGGUCAGUAAUUACAUUAUCAUGGUUAUCCUUACAUUUUCUUUUCUAUAAUAGAAAACUGUUGCUUAUAAUAACAUAAAUCUUAGGUGUAAUUUACACAGUGCAAGUUGAUAAACUGGGAAGCUUGGCUUUUAAUGCUGUCCCUUUAAAGGAAUCGGACACAAUGCUUCCAACCAUUUCGUUCACAUGAAUGUAGCUAGAAUUUGGAUAGCUAUACGUAUUGUAUCUCAUUUUUUAUUUGCCAAAUUCCUCCACCUUGUUUUUUUUUUUUUUUUUUUUUUUUUUUUUUUUUUUUUACCUAAGAUGAUCAGGUUAGUUUCUGCAUGCAGAUUUGCCUAUACAGUCAGUGAUAUUUUGUAAUCAGUCUUCCUUCUGUGUUACUAAUUUUUUAUCCUUAUACAGUCUUGUUUUUGUGUCCCUUUUCCAAAAACCCCACUUUUUUUUCACUAUACAUUUUAAUCAUUUAAAGAACAGUUGCAAAUAACUUGGAGAAAUGUAGUACAGUAUCUUGUAAAUUUAAUGGCACAAUACUUGGUGUCUGAAGUUAUUUUCCUUUCACCCUCCAGUUGUGUCCUGUCUUAUGUGUAACAAUACAAUAAUUCAAGGUAUGCAAAUCAUCUCGUGCUACUUAUCUCAGGAUAGAUGUUUAAUUCUCUCUCUGUUGUUGCUCUAGGUAUCAUAUGUUUUGCUAUACUGUAUUUGAAUUCAUAUUUGUUCGACCAUCUGCAUUUGUUUCAUUGUACAGUGCAUACUUGAAUAAGCAGAUUCAAUUGAAUUACCAAUGUAGAGGAAUUUAGAAUUUUGUGAAUUUUAUCUCAAUGUGUUCAGUUCUAGUUACGUUUCUGAAGUUGGUAUAGAAUUUUAAAAAGUUGGUAAAAUAUCAAGUUGAUGAAGCUCUCAUUUGCUUGAAAUAGGCGCUGGAAUUAUUAUGAAUAACUCCAAGUUUUUGUCAAAAAAACAAAGAUUGCACAAUCAUUGGUAUUUCUACUCUUAAUAAAAGGAAAAUUUUCAGUGCAUGAAUUUUCAAAGUAUGUUAAGUACUAUAUUUUUCCAUGUCAGAAUAUCCUAUUAAGUUUUAAUAGUGAAAAGAAAUAAAAUUCCUUUAAAUCUAGUAAAUUUUUUAUAUUAUUUCUUUGGUGUACAUAUCUUUCCCUUUGAAUAGUUCAGUGCUUUGUUAUUGUCAUCUUAAUCUGUCCUAAAAAGUAAUGUGUUGGUAAGUGGCACAUCUUGAUAUAUUUUUGUACCAUUAGUGUUAAAAUUAUAAUACCGUAAUAGAAAGAAUCAAUAUGCAUUAAAUUUUGUUAUUACAUUCAAAUCACUUUAUAAAAUUAAUACCAGGACUGUUCAGUAAGCUCUGUUGUAACCAUGGUUUUAAAUGUUCAAAAGUUGGCUUCAGAUAUUACAGUCUUAAUAGUUACUGUAUCAUUUUGUUGAAAAUUUUGUUUUGAAAGUCAUGAUUCUGUUGGUUUUAUAAGUGUGCAAGGUGAUUCGGUAAAUUAUGGUACUUAUUUGACAGAGCUUAUUGGCAAGGUUGCCUGAAAUUCCAAAGUUUAUGUAUCAUAGUAAGAGAUUUUGAAGUCUUAUUUAUCACAAAGCAAAAUUUAUGAAUUUUACUUUCUAACUGUUGGCAAAAUUGUUCCUGUUUUCCAAUUUUGUGCUAACACUGAGCAGCUUUAGUAAAAAAUUAUAUUGGAAACAAGUAUAUGAAAUUUUCUUGAAUACUGCAGAUUAUGAAAGUACAAGAACUUUUCCCAGUUUAUUACUCAAAAGAUCAUUUGCUACUUACUCUCUCAGAUUAGUUAUAUAAAUGUGCUAUAAAAGAUUACAUUUUUUUUAAUUGUUGCUGUGGAACUUUAUAUCUAAAUCAUGGUAUCUAGUGGUAACUUAUUGUAAUUCACUUAUCACUUGCCAAAAGAAAUUUUCAAAUAUUUCAUAUCACUGCUGAUUCAUUGUAGUCUUACCAUUACUCAAAUGUCAAAUUAGCUAAACUCUUCAUGGUGAUAGAUGCUUUGUCUUAAUUUGCAAAUAUUAUUCUUGCCACUUUUAUCAUCAUUGCUUUUUAUUGAUGAUACCAUCUAAUGGAGUGAAAAACAAUAACCCUAUAAUAGGAAUGUAAUGCCUUGACAAGGCAACUGAAACUGUGCGGUGCAUAAUAAUUUUUAACCCUUGGUGUGGUUUUAUCUUUCAAUGAGGCUUUUAUUUACAAAAUUGAAAUUUGGUGUAAUUCAAUUCUUCAUUUAACUUUUAAAUGAAGUUUUUGCAUGGAAUAUGAAACAACUCAUGGUGUUUUCAGGUGCUUUUAUCUACUUUUGUUUAGGAUACCCUGAAUUAAGAGAGAUUACUGUAUAUUCAGUCUCCAGUUAUGACUUAGCAAGGUGUAUGGUAUUAUUUGUAAUCAAUGGAACUUUAGAUUUGUGCAGUGCAUUGAUUUCAGUUGUCUCAUCAAAGUUACACUUCUAAGUCUCAGUUGCUUUUUUUUUUUUUUUUACUUCAUCUGUGCAUCACCAAUUAAAAGCAGUAUGUAUAAAUUAGAGGUUGCAGAAAUUUCCCCAGCUGAAAACAAAGGAAUGUGUCACAUUUGGUGGGUUAUGGCUGAUUAGACAUUCAUGUAAUGAGUAGACAGUAGCCUCUUUAAGUGAUGUAAGGAUUUUAAUUUGUUUACACUUUUAGAUGGUGUGUUGUAGAAGUGGAUUUUAAACAGGCAGUUAGAGGAGAAAGACAAGGAUUCCACUUAGGCAUUCCGUAGAGAAUAUACAUAAAAGAAAAAUUAAAAAAAAAAAAAAAAAAAUGAGAGUGCAAUCCUUGUCUUAAAAGCUCCCAGAUUUGUUGCAUUUUAUUAUAUAGUAAAUGCAAUUCUGUUGCAUAUGGAUAACAGUUAACUUGUAGCUGGCUUUGUCGUAGUAGCGUAAUGGAAGCUUAGGAGCAUUCCCAAGUCCUGAGAGAUUUCGCUAGCUUCUUGGGACCUGUCACCUGAGAGAAUAUUUUUUACCCUUCCGUGAGGUGUAAUGCUUGAAUCAGGAAGAUAAUGAGUUACUCCAGAUUGCUGUACGAGUUUUGCUGCACACUGAUGAAUGUUAUUGAAAACAUGAACUCUGUGCAAUGAAGGACUGAUUCACAUUAUCUUCCUAAUUCUUAAUAUUGUCAGAUGCUGUUCAUUAGUGUUAUUUUGUGUCUCAAUCUUAUGUUCAUCAAUACAUUCUACAGUUA